AUGGACGACUCGAACCGUAUGAGGAGGCAGAAUGAACCGCCGGUCCAUUCGAACCCCAAUCAGAGAUACUCACUCAACGACCCGUCACAACAGCGCCGUUCGCUCGCUGGAAUUUCCAACGACAGAUAUCGCCCUGCAUCCCUUGCUGGCCCUUCAUCAUCAGGGCGAGGCAUGGGAGCUCCGGGUAACUACAGUAACUACUAUUCAGAACCCAGUGCAUCAUUCUCGACGGCAAAUAUGCCUGGCACAGCUAUAGCUUAUGGCCCUGAGUACGGCCACGACUCCCGCCAAACACAAGGUUUUGGCGGCUACAGCACCGCAACUACGAUGAUGUAUAACGUUGGCCAACCGAGUACGCAAAACACGGUUUACGAUGCGCAGCAAUUCAGCUCGCGGCAACCUGCAGCUAUGCAAAUGAUGCCACCAGACGUCGCCUCGAGCUACUUUGGGUCCGAGGCUGGGGCCUCAGCUGGCCCGAGUCUACAGCAACCGGCGCAGGGCUCAAGCGGAUCCGCGAAUGUUUAUCAGCAAAGCAAUGCCAUGAAUUAUGCGAGCAACAGCAUGUCCAGUGUGAGCGCAAUGCCACAGGCAGCAAACACCGCCGAUGUAUCAAUGACAGACGACCACGACUAUGCGGAAGGCGCCCUCGAAGAGAAAUGGGUCAGUUACCAGAGGCAGCUAGGGAGCAUAUUUCAGGAGAUAGUGAAUGGAUCUCUUGAGAGUGCAUCUGAGACAUUGCUUAGCGUCACUAGCUGGCUCUUGUCUCAGGUCGCAGAUCUAGGUCUUAACCUUGACGAUACCAACCUUCAUGCUGAUCGUAUUCAGCUGUGGAACGACUUCAACCACGCUUGGCUCGGAUUGGGCCAGCGCCAAAUUGACCUAAUGACUUCAUCCCAACAACUUUCGAGGACGCAAAGUCUGGUUUCAAAGGCCAUGAUUAAAAAGAUGGGAAACGAACUAAUAAGGCUUUGUGACGGUAUAGAGCGUCAUGGCUUGGUGGACUAUCAAUAUGGAGUAUGGGAGGAUCAAAUAACUGCUGGUGAGCAACUGCAGUCCCGCCCCGAGAGUUUGACUGGAUUCGCUAACAUGUGCAUGCAGUUCUCGAAGACUGUCUGGACUUAUACGAUGCUUCGGAAGAAGGCAGUGACAGCGGCAACCGAUAACGUGCACAGUUAA
Molecule: messenger RNA, 1176 nt
Organism: Fusarium mangiferae
Lineage: Eukaryota; Fungi; Ascomycota; Sordariomycetes; Hypocreales; Nectriaceae
Exons: 2
Coding region: 1-1176 (391 amino acids)
Source: RefSeq, a predicted model, not a curated record